AUGAUCUUUUGUAACUUUGCCUGUCCCCGUGCUUUCGCAUCCUAUUUUUGGCAUAUCCGCGGUACUCCCGCUGCGAACGAGGAGUUGCUUGCGGCCGCUGAACGGUCUCAAGCGCUUGACAAGGACCUUCAGGUUUGCGUUUCCAAAAUCCUCACUACUGGCCGCAAACUAAGCUCCCCCUCGUUGAGUGCCAGUGAGAGUUUCUUCGACAUGCCACUCAUUUGCUGUCCUGUUGAUGAAUCCGAUCCGGACCGGGAUAAGUCCUCUGACCCUGAGUCGGUUAUACACACCGCCAACCGACGCCGCUCCUCGAAUGCCCAACAGGCUCGCCACUUGGCCCACAAUUGCCCACUUUUCGAGGUUCUGCGUGCUCGAGCCACCGAAAGGAACCGAGUGCGAGAACUUCUUGAACGAGUGAGUCAGGAUCUGCAAUCCAAUCUGAUGAACCUGGUGCAGCCAGCAGAUGCCAAAAGCGCUCAACUCACCCUGCUGGACUCCUUGAACUCAAUGACAGUCGAAAAGCAGCAAAUGGAGUCUAAAAUUCGCUACCUCGAGAGCGAGGUCACAAAGAACAGGCUGCUGGCGCGCCACGAGAAGACUGAACGCCUGCGCGAGGCAGACAACGCUCGAGCGCAGCUGCAGAAGUUGCGGCAUCAUGUGCAGCACAUGACUCCCAACAGCCGCCACAAUCAAACCCCGCACACUCGGGUGCUGGCGUCUGCA
This is a messenger RNA of Dibothriocephalus latus, 723 nucleotides long. The record is from the annotation of a GenBank genome assembly. Lineage: Eukaryota; Metazoa; Platyhelminthes; Cestoda; Diphyllobothriidea; Diphyllobothriidae.